AAAGGAUCUGCUCACCUCCUUAUAUAGUUCAUUUCCAUUUAUCAAGAAUAUCAGGAAAACUUUGCAGCAGGACUGUUUGCUCUGAAGACUACUAAAAAGAACAUGCAGACUUUAAGAUCCUUCCAUUUCAUUUUUGUGAUGACCGUGUCAGUAUAUGUAAUCCAGAUGGCAUACGCUUGUGAAAGUGAAGACUGUGACAAUGAUGGCCCAAGUUUGGGGAAUCGGAAUCAUGCUUUGAAAACCUUUAAUGUUCUCAAUCAACUUAAUUCUGAAAAGAGGAGGAAUAAUCCAUCUAAUGUUAUACCUUUCAUCGGGAUCACAGACACUAGCAAAUUGAGCAAACACUGCUGCAAAAAUGGAGGAACUUGUUUCUUGGGAACUUUUUGUAUAUGCCCAAAACAUUUCAGUGGAAGAUACUGUGAAUAUGAUACAAGGAUCAGGAGUUGUGGUUCCCUUGGACAUGGUGAGUGGUCCCAAGAAGAAUGUCAAUUAUGUCGCUGUAUUUAUGGGACUCUGGAAUGCCUGCCUAAUGUUUACAAGCAAGGAUGUGAGUCUGCUGCUUCCAGAUGACCUGGACAUUCAAGGAAAGCUUUUAGCUAUCCUGCAAAGGAGAAAAUACUUCAACUCAGUCUUGAAACCAAUUCUGAAUGUGAAUACAUAUCUACAGGAUUUGAGACAUAUCUUUGAAAAUCUUCAUUAUUUUCUCCCAUGACUGACAGGAUAAAUCUGAAGAAAGCUGCUUCUUUGUUCAAGUGUUUUAUUUGACAGUUUGCCAUUCAGGAUAAGCAUACCUGUUUCUUAUAAAACUUUGUGCCCUGAACAAUUACUUCAAAAGAUAUCACUUGUAUAUUGUAGUGACAAAGCACAAUUUCUGAAACAUGUUCAGUGAUCAAGGAUCAGAUCCUGUUUGUUUCACAUCAGAAUUUGAAGGGGAACAGUCUAGAAUACAUGUCCAAUAUAUGUACUUUCAAGUUUUUGGGUCCCUUCCAGACUCUAUCAAAUGCAGCAGGAGCCAAGAGGUUUAAGCAACUAAUUCAUGUCCUGUUUCUUUUCAAAUUCUGUUGCACUGUGAAAGAAUUUAAUUAAUCCAGGUUAUAUAUGGAAUUUGGGGUUAUCCAUCUAGGGCAGUCUAGGCAAAAUUAUACUGACAUGAUCAUUAAGUUAUCAACCCUUGCAUGAACAUUGUAAUGUACAUUUUAAUCUUUUCAUUACUGAGUGAUGGUUCUUCCAGUGGAAGAUGUUACAUCUACUACCAAAGUGGCAUCUGUAAAUAUGGAUUGAGGUGCAUAAGUAUUAUUGUUUGUUAAUAGAUUUUGUGUGUAUAUAUAUGUAUAUAUGUCUUUUAAAAUCUCUUGC
Crotalus tigris (Tiger rattlesnake) is the source of this 1356-nucleotide messenger RNA. It is a transcript of the gene CRIPTO, whose product is annotated as teratocarcinoma-derived growth factor 1. The transcript is spliced from 8 exons. Bases 103 to 570 code for a protein of 155 amino acids. Lineage: Eukaryota; Metazoa; Chordata; Lepidosauria; Squamata; Viperidae. The record is from RefSeq and is a predicted model, not a curated record.